AUGAUUCCAGACCCAUGCAUAUACAUCCUACGGUUCGCAUCCCAACUCCAGUUCGAGGAGAAGCAGCACGAAGUGAGCAUGACCGCGCUGCGUCUGGUCCAGAGGAUGAAGAGGGACUCCAUACAUUCGGGACGUCGACCCUCCGGGAUUUGUGGGGCUGCUCUACUCAUAGCGGCUAGACUUCACAACUUCUCCCGAACCCCCUUUGAUGUGGUGCGCAUAGUAAAAGUGCACGAAAGUACGCUGCGCAAGCGCCUUUUAGAGUUCGGUGAUACGCCAUCUAGUGCUUUAACGCUCGACGAAUUUAUGACGGUAGAUUUAGAGGAGGAACAAGACCCGCCUAUAUUUAAAGCGGCGCGGAAACGAGAUAAGGAAAGGUUACAAAAGCUAAUGGAAGAAGAAGAUGGCGAGAAGGAGUUAACAGAGCUGCAGAAAGAGAUAGAAGUGCAGCUAGAGAGAGAUCACAAGAGACGGAGGAAAAUGCCGAGUGAUGCUUCCAUUCUGACACCUGGUAGUGUUGACGAUGUUAAUGAAGACGACGAGGCAAACAGAUUUACGGAAGAAAAGGCGAUCAGUAUUAUUGGAGAACUCACCAAGUCGGUCUCGAAGGAGCAGCAAGACGUUGAAGAGGGUGAUGAGGAUAGGGAAUUAGGGCCUGAAAAGGCAGUAAUCGGCGUGCCUCACCCACAGCCAGGCACAGCCAAGGCAGACCCAUUUUUAAAGCCGGAGCCGAAGAGUCAAUUCAACAGCAACAUACACGAUUCCGAAGAACUAGUACUUAGCGAUAAAGAUGAGGAGUACUUGAACUCUCUCAUCAUGACCCCGGAUGAAGCCAGGCAUAAGACGAAGAUGUGGAACAUGGUAAAUGCUGGAUAUCUUCAAGAGCAAAAAGUAAAAGAAGAACUGCGCGCCAAAGAACGGGAAGAAGGCAAAGACAAAAAGAAGAAGGUUCGGGGCUCCUAUAGGAAGAAAGGCAUUUGCAACGCGGCAACAGCUGGUGAGGCUAUAGGCAAGAUGCUGGCUGAAAGAAAAAUGAGCUCCAAGAUCAAUUACGAUAUUCUCAAGAGCUUGGACCAGCCAGGGGCGUCUAUACCGGCUGCGGCUACUGAUGAAGCCAAAUCUCCUGUUAAGAGUGAUAGUUCCAAACCAGAGGUGGCAUCAGAGAGUAAAAUACCCGGUCCUCCUGCUCCCAAAAAACGUAAGAAAAAGGCAACACCGAAUCUUGCAUCCAACAGUACAGCAGAGUCUAAAGAGACCACUCCCGUACCAAGCCCCGCCCCUGCGACGCCUGUACCUAGCACGCCUACGCAGAAGGAAAUAGAAGUGCAAGACUACGAUGACGAUUUGGAGGGCGAGGUUGAUGCAGUCGAGAACGACACUGAACUGUCUUUAGCCGCCAUGUUGCAGAAUCAACAAGAAGACGACUAUUAUGGUUAUGAUGAAUAUUAA
Molecule: messenger RNA, 1449 nt
Organism: Leptosia nina
Lineage: Eukaryota; Metazoa; Arthropoda; Insecta; Lepidoptera; Pieridae
Source: the annotation of a GenBank genome assembly